AUGACUAAGCCUCAUAUCGUGCUGGUCCCUGGGUCGGUACACACUCCAGCAUGCAUGGUCCCAUUGAUGGAGAAGCUGCACGCCCUGGGUUACACAAUGCAUUGCCAGCAAAUGGCAUCGGUCGGCAAUCCCAGCCCGCCUAGCGACCUCAGUGAAGACAUUAGGGUUCUUCGGCGCACAGUGGAAGAAGCCAUUGGACAAGGCAACGAUGUCAUUGUUGCCCCUCAUAGUUGGGGCGGCGUGGUAACAGGCACUGGGCUCAAGGACCUGAGCAAGGGAGAGCGCGAGGCCCAAGGGCUCAAAGGCGGCGUCAUCAGAAUAGCGUUCAUGACGAGUUUUGUCCUGCCUGAGGGUGUCAGUCUCAUGCAAAGGACGCACAACAUUCCUUCGCCCACCUUUGUUCCCACUGGUCCAAAUCUCACCUGCACAACACCCGAGCUUUUUUACAACGAUCUCUCCGACGAGGAGCAGAAGCAUUGGUCUGCGGGUCUGAGGUCCCAGGGCAUCGCUUCAUUCACCACACCGACGACGUAUGCGGCAUGGAAACAUAUUCCGAGUAGCUAUCUGCUUUGCCAGGACGAUUUGGCGCUACCCCCGGCUGUGCAGGAGGAGAUGGUCAAGGCGGCGGAAGAGGCGGGCGCAAUUAUGCAUGUUACGAGGAUUAAGAGUGGGCAUAGUCCUUUUUUAAGCAGAGUGGAUGAGACGGCCGAGUGGAUUCAGCGUGUUGCGGGAGAGACGCUGGCGUAG
Messenger RNA from Bipolaris sorokiniana ND90Pr, 747 nucleotides. RefSeq lists its product as uncharacterized. The record is from RefSeq and is a predicted model, not a curated record. The coding region runs from base 1 to 747 and encodes 248 amino acids. NCBI's taxonomy places the organism in Eukaryota, Fungi, Ascomycota, Dothideomycetes, Pleosporales, Pleosporaceae. The transcript has a single exon.